Molecule: messenger RNA, 654 nt
Organism: Trichomonas vaginalis G3
Lineage: Eukaryota; Parabasalia; Trichomonadida; Trichomonadidae
Exons: 1
Coding region: 1-654 (217 amino acids)
Source: RefSeq, a predicted model, not a curated record
AUGUUAUUAUUUUUUCAAUGUGAAAGCAUAUUAAAUGAUAAUAAUGCAAUCUUAAAACGUGCUUAUAGAGAGAAAGCCAUCGAGUUUUAUGCAAGUGGGGUUUCAUCGCAAAGAAUUAAUGGCACAAUCCAGCCAACAAAACCAGAAUAUGCUUUUGACCAGAUAGAUAAGAGAUAUGAUUGGUGUUCUAAUUGCGGAAAACACCAAAAGGACUUCCCUUGGAUAAUUUUCUCAAUCAAAAAUCAUAUUAUGAAUUUAGAAGGUUAUUUCCUCAAGGCAGGAUGCUGUUAUGAUGGGUGUUGCUGUUAUGAUGAAUCAAAGCGCUGUUGCGAGUGCUGUCUUUUUAGCUGGUCCUUCCAAAUUUCAAAUGAUAAUAUCACAUGGAAAACAAUUCACAAAGUUGAACGCGAUUACGAACUACAUCAUUGUAGAGAGAAAACAUUCAAAUUUACAGAAGUCCAUAAGGCCAAAUUUGCAAGAUUAAUUCAAGAUGAAACCUGCUAUGGAGAUCCUCCAUGCAUAGCACUAAACAAAAUAGAACUGAUCGGAAAUUACGAAGGUGGCAUGCCAAUAGUUAAUGAUCCAGGAGAAAUAGAAAAUGAUGAGGAUGAUGUAAGCAUAAUUGGUCAUAUAUCAAAGAAUUCUAUGCAUUAA